Messenger RNA from Phanerochaete carnosa HHB-10118-sp, 900 nucleotides. RefSeq lists its product as uncharacterized. The record is from RefSeq and is a predicted model, not a curated record. Lineage: Eukaryota; Fungi; Basidiomycota; Agaricomycetes; Polyporales; Phanerochaetaceae. Bases 54 to 824 code for a protein of 256 amino acids. The transcript has 3 exons.
UCCACCUCAUCUCCCAGGCCUCCCUUUCCUUCGAAAACCAACACAGCUAUACGAUGAUUCGCGCACAAGCAUCUCGCACUCUCGCCGCAGCGACUCGCGCGACGCCCGCGGUUGCACGCGUCGCGGCCGCACCGCACGCACGCACAUAUGCGACAAUCCCUGACCCCCAGCACCCGACGGACGGCCCCAAACCCAACGACAAGCCGACACCAUCCGCUGGCGGCGGAAACACUUUCGCGAUGCUCACCGUCGGCACUGCUGCGCUUAUCGGCGGAUGGUGGUACCUGCAGCAGAAGGAAGACCCGCAUGCGAAACGGCUGGAGGACCAGGCUGCACUUGAGAAGAAGGCGCAGGAGAUGAAGGAGGCGGGCAAGGCAACCGCCCAUGAUGCCGCCCGCGAGAGCAAGGAGAACUACGAGGCGACCAAGGUCGCUGCAAAGGACAAGCUCAACCAGGCUCGCACAGAAGCCGGGUCUGCCGCCGCCGAUGUGAGAGGCAGGCUCGAGUCUGUCAAGAGCUCGACGGUCCAGACAUACGACUCCGCCAGAAACGCUGCAGCAGCGACCGUGAACGACGCGACGCGCAAAGCCGAGGCAACGUACGACGAAGCAAGGAAGAAGGCGGCGGACGCGGCGCACAAGGUCGAAGCCGAGACGCAGAGCUGGGGACAGUGGCUCGGCAGCUGGUUCGGCUAUGGCAAAGCCAAGACGGAGAAGACUGCUGAGGACGCGAAACGCGAGGCCGCUCGCCAGGUCGCUGCUGGUGCCGACCGAGUCGAGAAUGCCGCAGAUAAGGUUGAGAAUGAGGCGAGGAAGAGGGCAUAAGUCGGGCGAUUGUGAUUGCGGACCUCUAAUCUUCAACGUGUGUACUGUAUACUAGCAAUCUAUAUGUUCGUAGCAG